CAGCGCACAGGAUCUCCCCGUUUCCAAGAGCAAGCUGGUCCAAUAGUGGCGUCGAGGGAGAGCAACGUUUGGUAGUCGGCGCUGAACAUCUUUUUUUAAACCACCCUUACCCACUGUCUGAUCGGAUUUACCCUAAUAAGAUUAUCUGUAUGAUCGGGGGACACAAACCCGCAGUAUGGUCCGGGAAACCAGACACUUAUGGGUGGGGAAUUUACCUGAAAAUGUACGAGAGGAGAAAAUCAUCGAGCACUUCAAACGAUAUGGACGUGUGGAGAGUGUCAAGGUCCUCCCAAAACGUGGAUCGGAGGGCGGAGUGGCAGCCUUUGUGGACUUUGUGGACAUUAAGAGUGCUCAGAAGGCUCACAAUUCAGUCAACAAGAUGGGGGACAGGGACCUGCGUACCGAUUACAAUGAGCCAGGGACUAUCCCAACGGCUGCUCGAGGCCUGGACGAUAGUCUGUCCAUAGCCACUCGUGGGCGGGAUGUUUCGGGGUUCACAAGGGGGGCAGGGGCCUCAGUGUAUGGGCCUCCUGCAUCACUCCACAGCAGAGAGGGACGCUAUGAACGCAGACUAGACGGGGCUUCAGAAAGCCGGGAGCGUGCUUACGAUCACAGUGCCUAUGGACACCACGACCGUGGCAGCGGCAGUAGUUUUGAACGGCAGCGUCAUUAUGAAACAGACUAUUACCGUGACCUGCGCGACCGAGCCCUCGGCGCUGGGGUCGUGAGCGCCGGCUCUUCCAGUGCGAGUGCUGUGGGAGCCUCCUUAGGGGUCCCUGGAGGGGUCGGAGGGACAGGCGGCAGCAGUGUCACUGCUGGAGGAAGUGUGGGCGCAGCCACCGGAGCAGGCAGCGGAGGCCCAGUGUCCGGUGGAGUUGGCUUUUACGGAUCCCGCAGUCGGAGCCCUGGUCGCUUUGAUACGACAGAGACUCGAUAUGAAGCCCGCGCACGUGAUGCUUUCAGUUUGGCAAGUGUGGUGCACCGGGAUCUGUACCGGGAUGAAAGAGGCCGACGGGGAGAAAGGACUUACCGUCACAGCCGCAGCCGGUCUCCGCACACUUCACAGCCCCACGCCGUUUCCCCGCAGAGGCUGGCAGGCCAGGCAGCGGGGCCCACACAUUCCCCGAGCGGCUCUGGUUCCCGAAGCCGCUCCUCCAGCUCGGAUUCAGUGAGCAGCAGCACUAGCAGCAGCAGCGGCAGUGAUUCCAGUAGCAGCUCCAGUGACGAGUCUCCAGCUCGAUCUGUUCAGUCAGCUGCUGUACCAGCACCUUCCUCUCAACCCCUGCCCACCCUGGACAAAGAUGAACCUCGUAAGAGCUUUGGUAUAAAGGUGCAGAACCUCCCUGUCCGUUCAACAGAUACAAGCCUGAAAGAUGGUCUAUUCCAUGAGUUUAAGAAGCAUGGUAAAGUGACAUCUGUGCAGAUUCAUGGUGCCUCUGAAGAACGAUAUGGUCUUGUCUUCUUCCGUCAGCAAGAGGACCAGGAGAAAGCUCUUAGUGCAUCAAAGGGGAAGCUCUUUUUUGGGAUGCAAAUUGAUGUUACUGCUUGGACUGGCCCUGAGACGGAGAGUGAGAAUGAGUUCCGUCCACUGGAUGAACAUGAUGAAUUCCACCCAAAAGCUACCCGAACGCUGUUCAUUGGAAAUUUAGAGAAGACCACAACCUACCAUGACCUGCUUAACAUUUUUCAGCGCUUUGGGGAGAUAGUUGAUAUUGAUAUAAAGAAGGUAAACGGUGCCCCGCAGUAUGCCUUUCUGCAGUACUGUGACAUUGCUAGUGUCUGCAAAGCAAUAAAGAAAAUGGAUGGGGAAUACCUUGGCAACAAUAGGUUAAAGUUGGGAUUUGGUAAAAGUAUGCCCACCACAUGCGUGUGGUUGGAUGGCCUGGCUUCAAACAUUACAGAACAAUACCUCACACGGCACUUUUGCCGCUAUGGACAUGUUGUUAAGGUUGUUUUUGACAGAUUGAAGGGAAUGGCCCUUGUUCUGUAUAAUAAUAUAGAGUGUGCACAGGCAGCAGUGAAGGAAACAAAGGGUUGGAAGAUUGGGGGAAACAAAAUUAAGGUUGACUUUGCUAACUAUGAAAGUCAGAUGGCUUUCUAUCGUUCAAUGCAGGCAUCUGGACAGGACAUCAGAGAUUUUUAUGAUAUUCUGUCAGAACGUCGAGAUGAGCGCAGGCCACCAUAUCAUGAAUUCUCCACUGAGCGGGCAUAUUAUGAAAACGUACGAAACUCCUGAACCUACACAGAGGAUCCACGUCGCAAGUAUCCUGCCAGAAGUCGGGAGUUUUACACAGAGUGGGAACCCUAUGUCACAGACUACUAUGACCCACGAUAUUAUGAAGAGCCCCGUGAAUACAGGGACUACAGAGAUCCUUAUGAGCAAGACAUUCGUAAAUAUAGCUACAUGCAGCGAGAACGUGAUCGGGACAGAGAGCGCUUUGAAACAGAUCGAGAACGUGAUCAUGGACGUAGGACAAUUGAACAUAGCCAAAGUCCAUCUCAUCAACGUCGGCCUGCUAGUCCUGCUGCAUCCCCCUCCCUCUCUGAACGUCUACCUAGUGACUCUGAGCAUCAUGUUUAUAGUCGCUCUUCUGAACGAAGUGGCAGCUGCAGCUCAAUUUCACCCCCACGCUUUGAAAAGCCAGACAGAAUUCGUUUGGAACGGUACAAUAAAAGUGACAAACUUGACAAAGAAAGACUGCUCUUUGAAGCAGAGCGUGGAAGUGCAGUGGAAAAAGAAAGACGUAUUGGGCGCAAGGAUAAAGGAGAGAAGGACAGAACUGAGACAAAGUUAAAGAAGUUAAAAAUGGCAUCUUCUAGCAUUCCAUCGUCUGAGACAGACCCCGAACCUGACAGGGAAGCAAGCCCUGAUGCAGCUCAGCGUAAUUCAAGCAAGUUACUGAUCAAAGAAAAAGAUUCUGGGAAAGGAAGACUAGAUCUUCCACCUUGCGUUGUCCAGCUAACCCGAGUCAAAGAAAAGGAAGGGAAGUUGAGACAUGUAAUCAUUGAGAAACAAAGAGGAAAGGCUGCUGUUGAUCCUGUCAGGUCUCCUCCUGCACCUCCCUCAGCUGACCAGAAGAAUGUGUCCCUACGUAUAGAACCUCAGAAUAGGAGGCCCUUAAACAUGGAAAAAGUUCCCAAAGAUAAAUGUUUGAUUAGUCAGGUGGAGCUUAUCGACAAAGAAGGCAAAGCAAAACAGAAAAUACUUAAGGCUGAUCCUGCGGUUGAUGUUAUCAGCUCCUCUGUGGACACCGAUCGCUUAGCUGCUCGAAAGAGGCGUUUUGAGGACGGCGCUGGAAAAGUAAUCACCUGAAGAAAAUAACCCAGGGAGGAAGAUGAAGGGAGACUUGGAUUGAAGAAACAGGUGAUUGUCAUUUUUCAAAAGCCAUUGGAGGAGGACAGGAAAUUGCCUCAAAUGGAGAUGCUUAAGCGAGAGAACAAAAAUGCUAAGCCAGAGAAACUGGUUAUUUUGAGUACCACAAGCGAAGGACCAGACUCUGAAAUGAGCAGUGAUCUUGGUCACAGCCUAGACAUUCAAUCUCAACUUGGUGACCCAACAGGGGAGGCAACAGAUCCAGUGUCUGAUGAUGGAAACAUAGAAAUGGAAUGCGCAAAAGAACAUCACUCGACUGAAUUUGAAGUACACUCUGCACUGCAUGAUAAAGAGCCAGUAGAUAGUGAAGAAGGCUUACUCUUUGACAUUGAUCACUCACAGAGCUGCAGAAAACAAAUGGAGCAAAACCGUCGUCUCCAACAGCACCUGCAAGAGUGUACCAAAUCAGAUAAAACCGAAACUACACCCAGCACUGUUGCGGAGGACUUUGAUCAUCGCAGUCUUGUACACGAGGUUGGUAAACCCCCCCAGGAUGUCAAUGGAGACUCACCUCCCUUCAAGCGAAAGAACUCUGAGGCAUUUGAUUAUGAUUUCAGCACUAAUGGAGAGAACAGUUUUCAAAGUUCCAAGCAAUUAAUGGAUGAGUCUGAAACAAGAUUUACCUCUGCAUUGGUUGAAAAGGAGAUGCCUGCAGACUCAUUAUAUUUGGUGGCUGAUAACGAGGCAAAAGACUCACCAAAAACAGAAAACAAAGUGAGUUCCCCUUUGUAUGACAUAAAAUCCAAUAUUGCCAAUCCUGUAAUAGAUGCUGAAGUACUCAAGGCUAAGACAUCAUUGCUAGGAGAGGAGGUCUUGUGUAGGGAGAGAAGACAGGAAACAGUAAAAGCCGAAAUGAGCUUUCCUAGCAGUAUUGUGAACCGAGAGAGCAUUAGAAAGCGCCUGGUACGUGAACUGGAGCCUGGAGAGGUGCAAUCAGACUCUGAUGAUGAUGGUGACAUUAGACAUCUGUCACCAAAGUUGGACACUGCUUUUAAAAUAGAACGGAAGAGAAGGCUCUCAGGUUCCCUAGAAAAGAACAAGUUCUAUGAAUUUGCACUGGACAAAACAAUAACACCAGACACAAAAGCCUUGCUUGAGCGUGCUAAGUCUUUGUCUUCUUCAAGAGAAGAUAAUUGGUCUUUCCUUGGCUAUGAGUCAAGGUUUCCAAGUUUUCGGAAUAGCAAUGACAAGGAGAAAAUUGAACCCACACCAAGGCCCAUUCCUUCCUGGUAUAUGAAGAAAAAGAAAAUUAGGUCAGAUUCUGAAGGAAAGCUUGAUGACAAAAAAGACUCCAAGCCAGAGGAACAGGAACGGCAGGAGCUGUUUGCCUCUCGUUUUCUUCACAGCUCUAUAUUUGAGCAGGACUCGAGACGUCUUCGACAUCUUGAACGCAAAGACACUGAUCCAGAGGUUACAAUGGGUAGAGAUAAUGGUAGGACUAUUGUCACUGUGGAAAAAACUGGAGUGGGGGGAACAGACCUUUCACCAGAGCCUAUAGUGCUCUUCCGUAACCGUUUUUUGGAGUUACAGCAGAAAAAAGACAAAGACCAAGAUACAUACACUUCUGACAAAACCUGUAUGGCUGAAAUAGUUGAGAAAAAAAUGGUACCAGAUCAAGAAGUCCAGUCUCCUAAUGAUGUGCAUGCAUUUAAAAUGGGGAGUCCUGCGACAACAGCAUCUCUUUGUUUCCACACCCCCACAGAUGCUAUUAUACAACAAGAUAAGACCACUUCUCCUACUACAUCAACAGAAGUAUCUGUUUUACCAAUAGUAGAUGAACAUUUAGAAGAUUAUCAAACAGCCUCCACUCAACUUUCGAGUCCAAUUAACAGCACUGUAACAGCUGUUACACUAAGCACACCAACUAUAACAAACAAAGAGACCGCUGAAGUAGCGCAUAAUAAAGAAGUCUGUGAACCUAAACAAACAGCUGCAAAAACAUUAGCUGAAGAGCAGAAUCUUGAUGUGAAACCUCCUACUCCUGGUGCCUCCUUAAGUCACAUGGAGCCGGAGUCUGUUCCUGCAGAGUCCGCCUCCACCCUUUCACCUAAGCUUGAAGAUACUAGAGGAAUUCAUAAGAUAGAACUUCCAGAAAAUAAAACAGAGCACCUUGACCAUAAUCCUCUUCAAAAUUUGGAGUCAUCUUUGAAGAUCCAAUUAGCAGUCAGUGAAUCUGAGGUCGAACCGUCACAACCAACACGGAAACAACCAAAAAAUAAAAAAGCUAAAGCAAACCCCACAACAGUAAUAUCUACACUACCAGCUCAACUAGCUAGCACUGAGAAACCAGCUAUCCGAAAGAGUGAACGCAUUGACAGAGAAAAGAUGAAACGAGCCUCAUCACCAAGAGGAGAGACCACAAAAGGCCUAUCUGACUCUAAAAACACGUCCAAAUCUCCUGUUCAUACAACAGAUAUUGAGCAGGCCACUGACAUAAGCUUGCCCCAUGGCAGAACACGACAACGCCGGAAUGUUCGUUCUGUUUAUGCUACACCCCACGAGGAUGAGACACCUCAACAGGCAGGCAAAGAAUUAGCGGAAUCCUCUCGUUCCAUGCGAAAGCGUGUUAUGGAUAAAGAAUCUGUCCAGCAGGAUGUAUUGACUACACCAACUAACACAAGAAGAGGUCGCCCACCCAAAAUUCGCAAAAGAGGGGAUGAUGUGUCUCCAAUGAAGGGGGAGCAGACCAAAAUUUCUGAGGGUGAAGACACUGAUAGCAAAGAGUCUGGAAGCAGUGGUGAAGUUAUGAAGGCUGCAGAGGGAUGGCGCUCUCCUCGCUCUCAAAAGGUACAGUCUGUAGUGAGAGCUGGGCAGAACAGAAAAUCAGCCAAAACAGAGAAACUGCCAGACAGCACAGUGUCCAGUCAUACUGAUGUUUCUGAAACUUUAGAGUCUCACGAUAAAGCAAAAGAUGAAAAUCCCACACAAGUUUCAAAUAUAGUUCCUGGUGCAAAACCACAAAUUGGCUCUAAAAGAGAGAAAGAGCCUAAAUAUUCUGAGAGAAAAUGUAGUGUGGAUCAAGUAGAUGAGAAGUCAGAGAGUGAUUCCAUAGAAAAAGCACUGCCAUCUGAUAAAUGUAUGAAAGGGAAGGUGCCAAGAUUGACACGCAACAGCAAAACAGUUCCUAAUGAUAAUUCGAUCAGUUUGAAAAACCUUGUCAUUAAUCUUAGUGGGGAUGCAGUUAAAGAUGGACUACACUCUGGAGAUGAAGACAGCACACAUUGUCAAGAUUCUGUGAUAAAAAAUGAUGCAGAGGUAUCCAACAUUGGUAAAGAAGAUUCCAGUACUCCAAACCAAUUCAAAGAAGUUGAUGAUCUUAGUACAGAUGAGAGGGAAGAAGCUCUGUCAGAUGUGGAGCCCCCUGCUGAGUCAGAGGCUGACUUGUUUGCCCGUCAGAUGGAGCUUGAAAGGGCAGUGGAAAAUAUUUCUAAACUAGCAGUUGAGCAACCACCGACAUCCUACAAAGAACCAUCUCCUCAACCUCCUGCUGUAUUACAACCUGUUCCAGCAGAACAUGAAGAUGAAACUGAGGUUGAAAAACCUGCCAAUCCUGCAAGUGAAACUGAGCUUGCUGCUGCAAUUGACUCAAUUACUGCAGAGGAUAUUUCUGCCGAUGCAGAUGGAUUUCAGACUCUUCCUACGUACACUACACUCCUUCCCACAUCAGACUCACUAGUUUUGCCUGCAGCAAAUGAGGUUUUGGAACCAGAGACAGACUUGGCAAUAAAGAAUAUUAUAGAUUCUGAGCCAAGUAGUGUUUUGACUUCAGAUUUAAAGUCUUCUGAACCAACAAAUGUUAUUGAAUGUCCACCUUCAGGGAUGCCUAAGAAGGGAGGAAGAGCACGCCCUAAAACACCAAAGAAAUCCAAAGGUCGAAGGAUUUUUGUAAACAAAAGAACAGAUUUGACAGCAGACACAGUGUUUGAAAGUGAAUGUGCUGCAGUUAAACUGCCAGAGUCCAUUCCUGAAGACAUUCAAACUGCCAACCCUAAAGCUGCUACAUCAUCAGCAGCAGCUGCUGUAGUGACUGUUGCUGCUGCAUGUAAACAUGAUGUUGCAUCAGCAGUGACUCUGGACACGCCGAAGGAAGCAGAACAGCCUGCUAUUGACCAGCCUGAACCUCAAGAAUCUGCCUUUCAUUCUGGAAGUAAUAGUUCUUUGUAUGUUAGGUCACCAGAACCAUCUUCAGAACCAAUAGCACCGGCACUUACCCCACCAUUAUCCCGUCUUAGUGCAACGCCAGCUCGUUCAGCAAAGGUACCUCUCACAACCCCAGACUGGAGAAACAGGACAGUGGAGAAAGGAGUACUUCAUAUCCCCCAAGUUUCUGUGGCUACAUCAGUAUCAGCUGUAGCAGUAGGGGGACCGACAGCAAAUCCUCCAAUUCCGCCAGAUACAAAAGCCUCUGAUGUUGAUCCUAGUUCUAGCACCUUGCGAAAGAUUCUAAUGGAGCCAAAAUAUGUAUCUGCUUCAAACAGCAAUGCUGUUCCAAGCACACUGCUCACAACCACAUUGGCAGACCCUCGAAUGUCUCAGAAUGAACAUUCACCUGUUGUGAAGGCCUCACUAACUGAGGAUAGACCCAGCCCUAUAACCCCAGUUACUCCCCAGAUGGUACCUCCUCAGCCACCUCCUCCGCAAACCACUGAUACUCUGCAUAUAUUCAAGGAGAAAAUGGGAAAUUCAGUUAUCUCUUCCACUGCUACAUCAGUCAUAAGUCGGAUUCCACUGCCUUUCGAUUUUGACGACACUCCUCGUAUCUCUUUGAGCAACCGCAGCUCAGCACUCUCUCAGCCCAAGCAGAAAUAUCGUUUAUGUGUGAACGAGAAUAGCAGGUACCAUGGACUCUCAGUGUCAGAUGAAGGACGACCUCCUUCUGAUAACAUAUCCAGUAACGCGGGCUCAGCUCCCGGUUUGAGGGUAAACACAUCAGAGGGUGUGAUGGUACUGAGCUAUUCAGGACAAAAGAGAGAGGGACCUCAGCGAAUUGUUGCCAAAAUUAGUCAGAUCCCACCGGCCAGUGCAGUUGACAUUGAAUUUCAGCAGUCUGUUUCAAAAUCUCAGAUCAAGCAAGAGCCACUUAUACCUCAGCCCUCUACUCCUAAGGGAUCCCAGACUCCCACAAGCCAAGGACAUGCAGGUGCUAUAAUAAGCAGUCAAAGUUUCAAUGCCCAGCCUGUUAUAUCCUCCAUAAAACAGGAAGGUCCCGGUUAUGACAAAUCUGAGUCAUCCUAUCACACCAGUCCCCCAAAUGCCCCACUGAAAACAUUCCAGCAGCCAAGCACCAGUCCUCAGAUCCUGAGAUAUAAUCAGUCCAUGUUGCAGCAACAACACACCAAGAAAGCAUCAGUCACUGAAUCUGUUUCAGUGAAAGCUGAUGUUAAACAACCCCAGGCCUUCAAUCAAAGCCCAGUUCUAAGUUCACAUCCCUCCUCUUUGGCAGGUGGUCACAUUUCAUGUGCUGUUACUCCCAAUGAUAGGUUGGUCUGUCAUCCAAAGCAAGAGUCACACUCUCCAAGGGCAUCAGGCAAUGCAACCUCACCAUUUUCUAAAGUGUGUCCACCUAGUACCUCAGUAGUCUUGGGCCCAAGUGGACAAAUGCCUCAGUAUGUGACAAAUGUACAUCACCCCGAGCAGUCAGUCAUCAUGCCUCCUCAUAAUGCCACACAGUCUGUUGCUGUUGGUCAUUUAUCACAAGGAAGUGUCAGAAUGAAUAGUCCACCACUGUCUGGAAUUAACUUUGGAAUACGCACAGAUUCUGACUCCUCCCCACGAUCUGGUCCUCAACAAUGCUCCACUGCAGCCCAGUCUGCAGUAAUCAGAGAUAUGCUGCUUAAGUCACAUACAGGUCCCCCUGCUGCAGGCCAGGUGGGUGGAGCAAAUGAUGAUGAUGUUCGACACUUCCAUCAGGGAGCUCGAAGGCCACCUGUUCCCCAGUUACAGUCAGAUGUCAUGGUUGUGCAGCCUGAAUACAAAGGAAUGCAUCAUGGUGGAUUGCGUCUAGAUCAGUACAACAGGGAUGUGCGUAUACUUAUGCACCAGCAGUUAAAAGACCACCCAGGAGUUGUUGAAGCCCAUCAGGCACAAACACCAGAACCUCCUAUAGUGUCAUCUUCCUUGCACAUCUCGCCCUCUUCCUCCAAAACUCCCCCGGUUAUAAAGAGUCCUCCACAGGCUUUGAGAGAUGCACCAAAAACAUUGGAGAUGAAGAUGCCAUGCUCUCCUCAUUCAGAGAGUAGAAUAAUCAGUCAUUCUCCUGGUUCUGUGAUCUCUCCUCAAGGAGUACAGCUGAUGCAUCCUGGCAAUACAGGCACAAUACCUGAGUAUUAUAGAGAAAUUCGUGGCUUUCAUUCCCAAUUACCUAGUCAUUCAGUAAUUGGAAUUAAUAUGGCUAAUCGUGGCAUCACUCCAUCUCAGGGUUCUCAAGAGGGUGAAAACAGACCCAAGGUUGCCCAUAUCUCAUCUGGUGGGCCACUUGGUGACCCAAAACUCGACAUCUCGCACGUUAGGCAUCCAGCCAACAUGGAUUUGUCUCGUGUAUCCCGGAUCCAGAGUGAGAUUGCGUCUCCCUCUUACACCUCUCCAACAGCCAUUACAACCAAAUCGGAUGCAUCUCCUUCAGUGAAGAAGGGACCUCAGAGCCUUGUGCCAGGACAACUUUCAUUACCUUCCUCACUGUCAUCCCAGAUACGACCAGAUAUUAAACUCGAUCAUACUGGGCACCCGUCAGUGGACAUGGUGCAGCUGUUGAAGAAAUAUCCUAUUGUAUGGCAAGGCCACUUGGCACUUAAGAAUGAUAGUGCAGCUGUCCAGUUACACUUUGUGUCUGGUAAUAAUGUCCUGGCUCACCGUUCACUGCCACCACCAGAGGGAGGUCCCCCUCUUCGUAUUGCACAGAGAAUGCGUCUCGAGGCCUCUCAGCUUGAGGGAGUUGCAAGGAGGAUGACUGUGGAGAGUGAUUACUGCCUCCUCUUGGCAUUACCCUGUGGACUAGACCAAGAUGAUGUCCUUAACCAGACUCAUGCCCUUAAAACUGGCUUCAUCACGUACCUGCAAGCAAAACAAGCUGCUGGGAUUAUCAAUGUUCCCAACCCAGGCUCCAAUCAGCCUGCCUAUGUUGUCCAGAUUUUCCCUCCCUGUGAGUUUUCUGAGAGCCACCUGUCUCACCUUGCUCCUGACCUUCUCAACAGUAUCUCCAGCAUUUCCCCACAUCUGAUGAUUGUUAUUGCGUCCGUGUAAGACUUGAAAGGGGGAGCCCAUUUCCCCCAAAUAAGCAGUAUCAUUCCACCAGCUGGACAACAUUCAGGAAAAUUCCUCAGUGUUGGAAGGGCUUGGUCCUCCUCGGUCAUACUCAUUCUCCUUCGUUCUUUCACCGGAUCCUUAAUACAUCCUCUGCUUGUUGAUUCCAUUCAACCUUUUAACUCUCAGUCGAGAGCGUGCAGUAGUAAAUGGAGCUGGAUUGGCAAUGAUCAAUUUUCUGAUCAUUCAUUUUACUGUUUUCAUUGUUGAAGUUUUGAAGGUUUGUAUCUGUGUUUUUUUUUUUGUUUUUUUUUUAACACAUUAAAGAUAAGAUCUUUUAUGGUUAAAAAGGCAUGGGACUGAGAAACAGGUUUUUUUUAUUUCUUUGAAAUGACAAUUGUGAUUUAUUUUUUAUUUUUUUAAAAAAAGAUGUAUCAGAUCAGUCAUUGCACUAUAAUAGGGAAAUCAGAAAAAGGAAAUUAAACGUGGACUUUGUACAGAUUUUGAUGGAGAUUACUUUGACAUGCUUCUGCCACCAGCCAUGUGUGAUUAAAGUGGAAAAAAUUGCUGGAGAGAAAACAUUUUGUGAAAUUUAUUUGAGAACUGUUUGAAAACGGUGUAUGAUAAAUAAGUUGUUUAUACUACAUCCACUGUUCUGUCCACCAGUCAGCUAUUUACUUCAUGUCAUUUUUAGAAACAACUCAUUGUAUACUGUUUUUUGCUAAAGGGACUGACUAAAUGGAGUUAUUGUGAGUUAUAGAGUUUACACUUGAUGCCUCAAUAGGUGAUUGUAUGUAAAUGUUUUUUCUUUCUGUUUAAGACUUGAGGUGAUUUGGGAGAAGUUUAACUAUGUAAAUAUUAUAAAUAUUUGAAUACUUUCAAACCAGUCAGGAGACCCUGUGGAUUUCCUGUUACAACAGGAUUACUUAUUGCCAUCAACCAUAAAUGUAAUUUUUAUUAGUGUCACCUGAAUUGCAUUGACGUCUGAAUCAGUUCAGUGCCAAAAUCUUUUGGAAAAAAAAAAUUAAUAAAAAAUUAAACAAUCAGAUCAAUCAGAUAUUAUUUUAAUACUUGACUUUGUAUGCGUCACUGGAUCUUUUAGAGCUCUGCUUUCACUUUGCCUUGUUUUAUAUAUUUGUGGUUCCUACCUCUUUCUCUGUUUCUAUGUUGUCAGACAUGAAGUGCUUUGAGGAUUGUCCUAAUGGGGGGUUCUGUCUUAAGAGACUCCUAAAAGUGUUCUCAACAUUUUAACUUUUUCUUUCCACCUCUAUGUAUCAGCCCUUGGUCUUUUAUCGAGUGUUGAGUUGUGCCAUGUAAUUUUUUGAAAAUGUUUUGUUAAAAAGAAAUCUGUAGAGAAAUGUGUACAAAUCUUUUUUUUCACUAUCUCUGUCUCUCUGAGCCAAGAUGUAAAUACUCAUUUAUUCCAUGUGUGUCCUAUGUUUUCUCUGUUUUCAGGAUUGUUAUUUUGUUUUGUAAAACAAAACAAAGCAGUCUGAAGAACCAGAACCAAGAGAAAAGUGAUGCAGAAAUUAAAUCAUGUGUCUCACUGUUGCAGUUUCAUUAUAUUGACUGCAAAUUGAUUGCUCAUGAGUAUGUUGAUGGCACUUAUAAUUUUGAUAAACGAGUUAAAAUCCAAAUACCAAAAUGCAAAACAGAUAAGAAUUUGUCUCUUUCUUUUUAUUUCAUCAUUUUGAGUGUAUUUCACUGUUCCUCUAUGAGGACAUUUCAAAAUGUAAAAAAAAAAGAAAAAAAAGAAAAAUGUUGGCUAACACUUCUAAAGAUCAUUAAAUGGUCACUCAUUAUCUACA
Molecule: messenger RNA, 12420 nt
Organism: Electrophorus electricus (electric eel)
Lineage: Eukaryota; Metazoa; Chordata; Actinopteri; Gymnotiformes; Gymnotidae
Gene: spen
Product: spen family transcriptional repressor
Molecular function (GO): RNA binding
Source: RefSeq, a predicted model, not a curated record